This is a messenger RNA of Anopheles maculipalpis, 1969 nucleotides long. It is a transcript of the gene SrpRalpha, whose product is annotated as signal recognition particle receptor subunit alpha homolog. Bases 20 to 1966 code for a protein of 648 amino acids. The record is from RefSeq and is a predicted model, not a curated record. Gene Ontology annotation, biological process: SRP-dependent cotranslational protein targeting to membrane. The transcript is spliced from 3 exons. Gene Ontology annotation, molecular function: signal recognition particle binding; GTP binding; ATP hydrolysis activity. NCBI's taxonomy places the organism in Eukaryota, Metazoa, Arthropoda, Insecta, Diptera, Culicidae. Gene Ontology annotation, cellular component: signal recognition particle receptor complex; endoplasmic reticulum membrane.
GUCGGGCUGGUGGUGAAGGAUGUUGGACCUGUUCACGAUCUUCACCAAGGGUGGCAUCGUGCUGUGGUGCUUUCGUAGCACGAAUCAGCUCUUUACCCCGUCAGUAAACGCACUGAUCAAGAGCGUCAUUUUACAGGAACGUUCCGGUGUGUACGACCACGAUGGGCUCUCCCUCCAGUACAAGCUGGACAACGAGUUCGAGCUGGUGUUUGUUGUUGCAUUCCAGAAGAUUCUUCAGCUGUCGUACAUCGACAAGUUUCUUAGCGAUGUGCAUCUGGAGUUUCGCGAUCGGUACAAAAACGAUCUGCGGGUCGACAAUCGCAACUACGGCGAUUUUGACUUCAGCGACGAUUUUCGGCGCAUCCUCGAGCGAGCAGAAAAGUGGGGCCGCCAGCAGGCAACGAUGCCGAAGCAGAUGCGCAGCUACGAAGAUUCGGCCAAAUCGAAGAAAACCGUUGCCUCCAUGAUCGAACGGAAGGGCGAAGAUAAACCACCUGCCGGCGGGAGUAAGAAAUCGGUCAAGAUAAGUGAGAAGAAAAAGGUGGAAGCUGCGGAAGGUUCGGAUGGAGUUGAGUCUUCCUCACCGAAGGCUACCGGCAGCAAUGGGCCGGAACUGGGUGACGAUCUGAUAAUGGAAAGCCGUAAGAAGUUUGCGGAGAAGAUGAUGGGCAAGGGGGCUGGUGGUGGUGGUAGUGGCGGUAAGGGUAGCAAGCUGGAGAAGCAAAAGUCACCGAAAUCACCGCAGCAGCAAAAGUCCGGCAAGCAGAUGCGAGUUUGGGAUUUGGGCGGAAAUACGAAGGAUUUGCCCAAUCUGGACCGCUCCAAGGAUCGUCCGGAGGAUGUGAAGAGUGACUUUACACCGAACGAUCAGAUCAUUGGCAGUAUGCGAGGUGGCAUCCAGGAUUUGGAUGUGGAGUCGGACAGUGAGGACAACUCGGAGGAGGACGAGGAAGACGAGGACGCGUACGAGGACCAGCGUGCCAAGAAGCAGCAAUCGAACCGUGGUGGCAUGUUUUCCAUGUUCAAGGGAUUGGUUGGUUCGAAGAACUUGACGCUGGAUGAUAUGCAACCAGCGUUGGAUAAACUGCGUGAUCAUCUGAUCGGUAAAAAUGUGGCCUCGGACAUUGCCCAGAAGCUGUGUGAAUCGGUUGCCGGAAAGUUGGAGGGUAAGGUGAUCGGUACGUUCGAUACGAUAGCUGCCACGGUGAAGAACACGCUGACGGAGGCACUUGUGCAGAUUCUUUCGCCCAAACGGCGGGUUGAUAUUUUGCGCGACUGUCUGGAAGCGAAACGUGCCGGACGACCGUUCGUGAUGAGUUUCUGUGGUGUGAAUGGUGUUGGAAAGUCGACCAAUUUGGCUAAAAUUUGCUUCUGGUUGAUUGAGAACAAUCUGAGCGUGCUGAUUGCGGCCUGCGACACGUUCCGGGCCGGUGCAGUGGAACAGCUGCGAACGCAUAUGCGCCACCUAAACGCACUUCAUCCACCGGAAAAGCAUGGUGGCCGCCACAUGGUACAGCUGUACGAGAAGGGGUACGGGAAGGAUGCGGCUGGCAUAGCGAUGGAAGCGAUUCGAUACGCAAACGAGAGCAAAAUCGAUGUCGUUCUGAUCGAUACGGCUGGACGGAUGCAGGACAAUGAACCGUUGAUGCGGGCUCUUGCCAAACUGAUCAAGGUGAACGAACCGGAUCUGGUACUGUUUGUCGGGGAAGCGUUGGUGGGUAAUGAGGCCGUUGAUCAGCUGGUAAAAUUCAACCAAGCACUAGCGGACUACUCGUCGAGCGAUCGCCCUCACAUCAUCGACGGUAUCGUGCUGACAAAGUUUGACACCAUCGACGAUAAGGUCGGAGCGGCCAUCUCUAUGACGUACAUUACCGGGCAACCGAUCGUGUUUGUCGGAACGGGCCAAACGUACACCGAUCUGAAGGCGCUGAAUGCGAAAGCCGUGGUACACGCGCUGAUGAAGUAAAUC